Molecule: messenger RNA, 777 nt
Organism: Leishmania braziliensis MHOM/BR/75/M2904
Lineage: Eukaryota; Euglenozoa; Kinetoplastea; Trypanosomatida; Trypanosomatidae
Exons: 1
Coding region: 1-777 (258 amino acids)
Molecular function (GO): protein binding
Source: RefSeq, a predicted model, not a curated record
AUGCAGCUGCAAGACAUGCAUACUCGACUUACCACUCAGCACGAGGACAACCCGAGCACAGUAGAACUAGACCUCAGCAGCUGCUACAUGGAGCGUACGGCGCCAUACGUGCUAGGUCGGCUGUUCGCUUCUCUGCAGCUCCUUGAGCUGCGGUGGAUCACCUCGCUGCGACUGGAUGGUAAUUAUUUCACCGACGACGGCUUUGGCACCAUGCUCUCCACGAUGUCGGCCGCGAAUGAAAAGCAGACAAUCUUGCCAGUGCUGCGGCAACUCUAUCUCAACAACAUGAACCUCGAUCGACGCUCCGUGGCUGGGCUUUUUGCGUACCUGUUUCCAGUGGACCUCAAGGCCACACACAGGAUCCCGCCCAGUGAGGCGCUUCGCAUCGCCGGCAACCGUGUCUCGCGGCCGUCGAAGGCUUACAUCGCCGCCGACAAGCGUGGUCCUACAGUGCCGCUGUUCCCCUCCCUAACCGUCCUGAGCCUCAGCGACAACCCGGGGAUGGGCACGACGGGACUCAUUCAGAUUCUCCGCAGCUUUUUGGCCGUUCACUAUGAACCGCACGCCCUUUCUGUCAUGGAUCUCUCCAGGUGCGGCUUGGACAGAGCGGCUUCCAGAUACUUGCACGAGUACUUUGAGCAACUCUCGAGGGUAAUCGACACCAACUGUUACCCCGUGGUGCCACGGCGAUUUGUGCUGAUGGGAAACCAGCACGGCAUUGCAGACUUGCAUGAGAUCUACUCGCCAAAAACAACCGGUGUCCAGCUCGUUCUAUGA